This is a messenger RNA of Gigantopelta aegis, 312 nucleotides long. Its product is annotated as ubiquinol-cytochrome-c reductase complex assembly factor 2-like. The record is from RefSeq and is a predicted model, not a curated record. Gene Ontology annotation, cellular component: mitochondrial matrix. The transcript has a single exon. Lineage: Eukaryota; Metazoa; Mollusca; Gastropoda; Neomphalida; Peltospiridae. Bases 1 to 312 code for a protein of 103 amino acids. Gene Ontology annotation, biological process: mitochondrial respiratory chain complex III assembly.
AUGACAGCAGCACGAUACAAGAAAUUUCUAAAACUGUGUGAACAGUGGCCAUUAGAUUCCAGUAAAGCUGGUAGAGAUCUGGGAAGUGUUCUCCGACAGAAAGUUGCAGAGGCAUUUAAGCAAGGGGAAUCAUCGAAGGUGGAUUCGGUAGAAUGUGACAGAAUGUACGAGUGUCUUCAGAAACUCAACACAGAUCAUUUUAAAAACAAAUACCCAUGGACGUUGGAUAAAGGUGCUGCAGGACUUACAUAUGAACAAUGUAAAAUGGCUAUGUCAAAUGAGGUUCUUAAAGAAUUGUCAAAACAAAGAUGA